CUGGUAUUACAAAAGCGAUGCUCAUUCAUCGUUUUUUCGGGGUUUAGCACGUGGAUUUCGAUGGGCCAGCACGUUCCUUCCCCAUAUGGAGACGUUAGCCAACACCAACAAUCUUAACGGCGUCGGCCUCUCGCGCCAGAAGGGGUUUUGAGGUAUAUCUAUCGGACGUUUCUCUCGGCCCUACAAGGAGAUAUAUAGAUGACGCAGGAACUGCAUUUCAUACCACAUUUUCAUAGAUUCACUUCAAUCUAUCUCAUCAUCACUCACUCUAACACGUCAUCGUACAAGUUUCACAACCUGUGCUAAAUAGCGAAGACACCGUCCCAGCGACCUGUAACCUGUCUGCACCAAAGAGUGUCGUUUCACGGUACCCAUCUGCAACCAAGUCGUGCAACAAUGUCAAGUGGUCCAUAUCGCCCAACAAACUGGGCCCUCGGCGGCGCAAAUGUGAAGCACGUCGACAUACCGAUCACCGCCGUCUUCCUCGUCCUCUUCAUCCUCGGCGCCGCUACGCACAUGACAAUAUUCCAAUUGAACCGUCGCCGCGGCCACAAGUUCAUCUUCUCGGUACUUCUCUUUGGCUUCUGCAUGUCGCGCAUCGCAACCACCACGCUGCGCAUCGCCUCGACAUCGCUUCCCACCAACCUUAACCUCUCCAUCGCAGCCUCGAUCUUCGUCGCCGCGGGCGUGCUGCUCAUAUUCAUCGUAAACCUCCUAUUCACGCAGAGGGUGGUGCGCGCGAUGCAUCCGACAUGGGGCUGGCAUAAAGGGUUCAAGAUCUUCCUGGUGUCGAACUACGUACUUAUAGUCUUGUCCUUGGUCAUGGUCAUUACUGCGACAGUGCAGAGCUUUUUCACCUUGAGCACGAACACGCGUCGCAUAGACCGCGACAUCCAGAUGUACGGCCAGUCGUUCUUCAUGCUCUUCAGCUUCUACCCGAUCCCACUGCUCACGAUAGCAUUGCUGCUGCCGCGCAAACAGCGCACGGACAAAUUUGGCUCAGGACGCUUCCGGACGAAGAUCGCGAUUCUGUACGCGAGUUCGAUAUUGGCAUGCCUGGGCGCGAGCUAUCGAGCUGCAACGAGUUAUUUGACACCGGUGAGCCAGAGAGAGCCGUUGCCAGACUAUUUCCACAAGGUAGCAUUCUAUCUGGUUAACUUUGGGAUCGAGAUUAUAAUUGUGUAUAUGUUCGCGAUUCUACGGAUCGAUUUGCGUUUCCACGUGCCGAAUGGUGCAAGGGGUUCAUACGCGGUAAAGACUGAGGAGGAGACCUUCGGGGAUACAGCGCAGGAAGAGUCCAAGGAUCCUAUUAUGAACGAUGCGAAUGCAAUGGACCACGCGCAAUUGGUGUAGAGCAGUGAUUGGAUUUAGCGAGUUAUUGAAUAUGAGCGAAGGCGUUCAGGAGUUUGACCGAAAGCUACAUCUUAAGUCAUAGACUUUGUAAUUCCUCUUUAGGAGACAUAAUAGAUCAUUCUUUCCUAUAAUAUCGUGUCUUGCUUUCCCAGCUUGGCCAGCGCUAUC
Messenger RNA from Pseudovirgaria hyperparasitica, 1521 nucleotides. RefSeq lists its product as uncharacterized. The transcript has 2 exons. Bases 397 to 1353 code for a protein of 318 amino acids. The record is from RefSeq and is a predicted model, not a curated record. Lineage: Eukaryota; Fungi; Ascomycota; Dothideomycetes; Acrospermales; Acrospermaceae.